AUGGCCAAUCACCAGGAAGAGGACGAUGAAGAAGAUGAUGUCAAUCCCGUGGUCUUUGACCCCAACAAGGCUGCCUAUCUCGAGAAUUUGAAACGGCAGAUCAAUCGAGCCCAGCAAACCCGCCUUCAGCAGAUUCCAGGCUAUGUUCAGGGCCCCGUCGGCGACGUGCCUGGUCCUGAUGGCGACCAAGAUCACGACUAUGCCUGCUAUUAUGAUUAUCGCCACGACAUCGACUCUGACGAUGUCAGCAGCACGGACAGGGACAGAAAGCGAAGUCACACCCCUUACACCUUGGAUUCGGCUUCUCGCACCUCCACCGUGUACCAGGUCAAGUGCACUUGGGGUGGGCAGGGCACGCCCCCUCUGUCCUCUCGUCUCAACGACUUCAUCGCAUACAUGAAAGAAUGCCACCUGACCCAUGCGCCAUCCGCCGCUCUGCCAUUGUCCCUGCUGCCGGCAGACGACUACGCUGCGUCCGAGAUGCUCAAGUACUACGCUAAGCGUCCGGAAGACCGUCAGACGAAGCCUGUGCCUGAUCUGAACCCCGUCAACCCCAAGCUCAUUGAUCUGGCCUAUUCCAACCCCCUCGUCCUGCAGCUCAUCAUCGCCCAAAGGGCCAACCAUCGCCCGGUGUCUUCCGCCAUGUUGCCGACCGGCGAGAGGGCCGAAAACUUCUACGCUGCUGUCAUUGCCGAGUUCGGACCCGUGAUUGACAGUUACCUGGCUGGAAACGAGCAGGAUAUGCUUCCACUCACCCUGGGAAGCCUGGUCAUCUCUCUCACCGAGAGGGCCCGGCUUGAUAAACGCGGCCAGGCUCAUAACCAUCCAACGGCAGCCAAGAGCAUCUUGAAGACGCUCCUGACCCUCCCUCAUGAGGAGAUGUGCAAAGAGAUUCCGCCCGUCUUGUUGGAGUACUAUAUGCACGCUGCAUGCUUUGCCUGUGUUGCAGCCGAUGUCACCAAGGCCAAGUCAAUUCCAUUCAUGAGCGAGGCACUUCGAAACGCCGUCGAUGACCUGGUCCAGGAGAGAUACGUAGGCAAGCUCUGCGGGACUUGGCUACCGAUCAUGGUUGUCGUGCAGAGCACCUUUGAGCUAGGAAUGGAGAUGCGGCCGUUUGCAGAUGACGCGUCGGAUGCCCCCGUGGGCGGUCCCUCCACUGGCUACAUGCCCAACCACUUUGUCACCUUUGGGCAAAUCCAAGAGCGCCUCUUCAGGUUCAAGCCUCACAAAGACCCCCGCUGCGAAAGCGUCGAGGCGGCCACGCUGUUCAGGAACGCUGCCAUGCUGUAUCUCUGGAGUCUCCUGGAAUGGCCGCACGCCUCGACGCCCCCGGGAUCGUAUACCAACUUCAUGGAGAGCGCUUACAGAGACGCGCUCCGGCAGCUGAGUCGCAUCUCGGAGAUUUCCAGCAUCAACAAAGUUCUAUGCUGGCCCUUGCUCAUCGUUGGGUGCUUCGCCAAGACGUCGCACGUCAAGGGCAUCAUCACAUCGCGACUCCUCAGCAUCGCGGGGCGCUUCAAGGUCGGCAACGCGCUCGAGACCCUCUUCGUGCUGCAGCACGUCUGGACCCUGCCUUUUGACAGGCGCAACCCCUGGAUGGUCCACAAGUCCAUUCGCCAGACCGAGUGCUGCGGAAGCGUAUGUGCUGAAUGCAUGACUCGAUUGUUUAUUUGA
Molecule: messenger RNA, 1674 nt
Organism: Trichoderma citrinoviride
Lineage: Eukaryota; Fungi; Ascomycota; Sordariomycetes; Hypocreales; Hypocreaceae
Exons: 2
Coding region: 1-1674 (557 amino acids)
Source: RefSeq, a predicted model, not a curated record